AUGGUGCAUACAGAUACGGCCAGAACAAUCAUCGGGGUCAUAGGAAAUGUCAUCUCAUUUGGUCUAUUUACCUCUCCAAUCCCCACAUUCGUUGCGAUAGUGAAGCGCAAAAGCGUGGAAGAUUUCAAGCCCGAUCCUUACCUAGCCACCGUCCUCAAUUGCGCUAUGUGGGUAUUGUAUGGAAUGCCCUUCGUUCAUCCCGAUAGCAUCCUCGUCGUUACGAUCAACGGGAUCGGGUUUUUCAUCGAGAUUUCUUACAUUUCGAUCUUCUUUAUCUACUCUCCAUGGGUCAAGAGAAGGAAGAUUUUGGUGGUUCUUUUGAUUGAAACUAUCUUCUUCUCUAUUAUCCUUCUCAUUACCCUCUUUGUUUUCCAUAACACCACGAGUAGAUCUUACUUCAUUGGUGUAAUUUGUAUUAUCUUCAACAUCGCUAUGUAUACGUCUCCGUUGACCGUCAUGCGAAUGGUUAUCAAAACAAAGAGUGUUAAGUAUAUGCCGUUCACUCUCUCGCUUGCCAACUUUUGUAACGGUGUCGUUUGGGCCAUUUACGCCCUUCUCAAAUUCGAUCCCAACGUGUUGGUAAGUAAUUNUUUGGGAGCUCUUUCUGGGUUGAUACAGUUGAUUCUGUAUGCAACUUAUUACAGAACGACAAACUGGGACGAUGAUAACAGGUCGUCUACAAGGCAAGAAGUGCAAAUGAGCGACGUGUAG
This is a messenger RNA of Cucurbita pepo subsp. pepo (vegetable marrow), 711 nucleotides long. Lineage: Eukaryota; Viridiplantae; Streptophyta; Magnoliopsida; Cucurbitales; Cucurbitaceae. The record is from RefSeq and is a predicted model, not a curated record.